AUGACGUCCAACACUUUACGUGGGUUGCCGCGGAUCUCUUCGAUAAAUCCUUUCUACCACCUGUUUCUAAUAGCAAUCUCAGUCGCUCUACUCCCGAUCGAUACCUCGAUUCUCCUGGCAUCUUAUCUGCUGGGGUCCCUUCCGCUUCCCGGAGAUGGCCCCAACCUGCGACGACAUACUGUCUUGCAAGACGCUCAGUUCUAUCCCAAGACGGUCCUUAUCACAGGAGUGGACACACCGCAUGGCCUGGCACUGGCACGGCUCUGGUACUAUGCGGGCCAUCGGGUGGUAGGUGCGGACGUCGGCAAUCUCGCCGUACGUUCGGCCGGUAGUAUGUCGAAAACCAUAAGCGCAUACUAUCACAUCCUCAAACCCCAAUACGUGUCGUGUCUUCUCGACAUUAUCAACAGGGAGAAGGUCGAUCUCUGGAUCCCAUGUUCAGACAUGCCAUCGGCCACAGAGGACGCUAUGGCCAAGGAGAUCGUCGAGAGUAGAACCGAGUGCAAGUGCAUUCAUUUCGGCACAGAUCUAGCAACCGUCUUCAGUCAAAAAGAAACCUUCACGCAAUGGGUCUUCGAAAAGGGGCUGCCUCUGCUCGAGAGACACCAGGUCCGUUCUCGAGAUGCGGUACACAAGAUCUUACAUCGGUCUCCGACCAAGACGUAUCUCAUGCGCAAGAUGAAACCCGCGGAAGCAGACAAACUUGAUGCUCUCAGUCUACCGAAGAGGACCCCUAGCCAGACAUAUUCGGAUGUAAGCGUCAUAAAGGUCACCAAGGAUGAACCGUGGGCCCUGUACCAGCAAGUGCGAGCGGGAGAGUACUUUGCAGACAUGCUCUUGGUUCACGGUCAGAUAAAGGCUUUCAAGGCACGCCCCGCACGUUCUGAGUCGGGUUUUGGAGAAUCCCGCCUCGAUGAAGGACUAUCGAUGGCUAUGCACAAUGUCAUGCAAACCUUGGCCGCCAAAGGAGGAUCCCGGAUGACGGGUCAUCUCUCAGUCAAGCUGCUGGUAGAUGAAGAGAUCACCGGCAAUUCUGUCAAGCAUGUUAUCUAUAUUGGAGACUGUGAGCAGGGCACGGCUGCGGUCAAGAGCCUCCUCCAAGACCCUACCAGCAAUCUAGCGCCCGCCUACCUAUCAGCGCUAACCCCGCACGUCGUCAGUUCCUUGGCUAGGCAGACCGAACACCUGUUCAUCUGGCAGGACCCGCGCUUCUGGCGACUCGAUCCGCUUCCUUGGUGGUGGGAAGCGCAUGUGUGUCGGCCGCUGAAGGAGUUCAACGAGCUCUCGAACGCGACUAAAGCUGCCAAGACGUCAUGA
This is a messenger RNA of Paecilomyces variotii, 1317 nucleotides long. RefSeq lists its product as hypothetical. The record is from RefSeq and is a predicted model, not a curated record. The coding region runs from base 1 to 1317 and encodes 438 amino acids. Lineage: Eukaryota; Fungi; Ascomycota; Eurotiomycetes; Eurotiales; Thermoascaceae. The transcript is spliced from 3 exons.